AUGAUGGAGGCCGAAACUGAAGAUUUUUUUACAGAGCAGAACGUAAUUGACGGUUUUGUAUUUCAGGUUGGAUCGCUUGAAGCCCUGUAUUUGGCACAAAGAGGCCAUCGAGUGUCCUUAUAUGAAUACCGCGAAGAUAUAAGGAAGACUCCUCAAGUCCGGGGGCGUUCAAUAAACUUAGCGUUAUCUGUGCGUGGACGACAGGCAUUGAAAGGUGUGGGUUUGGAAGACCAGAUGAUUCAUGAGCAUGGCAUACCAAUGAGAGCAAGAAUGAUUCAUAGACUUGAUGGUUCCACAUACUCCAUGCCUUAUGACGCUAGAACCAAUCAGUGCAUUUAUUCUGUUGGUCGGAAUUAUUUAAACGGACUGCUUUUAAAAGAAUCAGAGAAAUACGACAACGUGCAAAAAUUCUUCAACUACAAAUUAAUACAAACGAAUUUGAAGAAUGGAUCGCUGACAUUUACAAAUACCGCUACUAAAGAGACAGUGGAAGUAAACGCGGAUCUGAUCAUCGGUGCUGAUGGUGCCUUCUCCGCUGUACGCAAGGAGAUGAUGAAACAACCGCUGUUUAAUUUCAGUCAGGAGUACAUUGAACACGGAUACUUAGAACUAUGCAUACCACCAGGAAGCGAUGAUGGUUUCCAAAUGCCACCAAAUUACUUACAUAUUUGGCCGAGAGGUCAAUUUAUGAUGAUCGCUCUCCCAAAUCAAGAUUGUUCUUGGACGGUUACACUUUUUAUGCCUUUCAAGAAUUUCAAAAAUAUUAAUUCCGAAGAAGUUCUUAUAGAUUUCUUUGAGAAAUACUUUCCUGAUUCAAUACCAUUGAUAGGAAAGAAGAAAUUAAUAGAAGAUUUUUUCGCUGGUUCCCCUUCACCACUAGUUACCGUAAAAUGUCGUCCGUAUCACGUUAAAGACAAGGCUCUUAUUAUUGGAGAUGCGGCUCACGCCGUGGUUCCUUUCUAUGGUCAAGGAAUGAACGCUGGCUUCGAAGACUGCACUCUAUUAGAUGAACUGUUCAAGAAACACAACGAUCAUCUCGCUAGCAUUCUUGAAGAGUUCUCUACUACAAGAUGGCGUGACACUUUCGCGAUUAGCGAUCUGGCUAUGUAUAAUUAUAUAGAGAUGCGAGACUUGGUUAAUCGUCCUUCAUAUAAACUACGCAAAGCCUUAGACGACUUUUUGUUCUGGCUAAUGCCAGAUACUUGGGUGCCUCUUUACAACUCUGUCACAUUUACCUCCAUGCCUUACAGUCAGUGCGUCAAAAAUCGAACUUGGCAAAAUAAGGUACUCGCAAUGGUUAUACUUUUCGUCUGUCUUCUAGUAUUCCUAUUUUUGAUAUAUACCAGAAAGUGA
This is a messenger RNA of Danaus chrysippus (African queen), 1353 nucleotides long. Lineage: Eukaryota; Metazoa; Arthropoda; Insecta; Lepidoptera; Nymphalidae. The record is from the annotation of a GenBank genome assembly.